AUGGAGGUUGACAGAGUCAUUCCUUCUCAAUUUGUUUACCCUGCGCCUCCUGGCAGCGUCGCUUCUCCUGAGUUGGCUCCCCAGGGGGAGUACUACGGUCCAGCUCCUGCACCAGGAGAAGCUCCACCAGGAGCAGCAGGAGGAGAGGCAGCAGCAACAGGACCACCGGAAUAUGUUUAUUCACCUUCGGUAGAGUUAGGGGGCCCCCCUCCAGCUGCUCCUCCUUUGGAUGCAGGGGGCCCCUGGGCACAGAAACGUCUGGUUGUGGGCCCCACUUCUACCGAUACACCUCAGCUGUACGGACGUGUACCCCCUCGUACAUGGGGAGAAGCAGCAAGAGAGUGGUUUGGCGGUUUCAUGGCAGGUUUCCAGCAGCAGCAACAGCUGCAGCAACAGCAGCAGCAGCAGCAGGAAAUAAUGUAUGCAGAGCCACGGUUUAAAAGGGUUUAUAGAGGGACAAAGAACACAUAA
Messenger RNA from Eimeria maxima, 471 nucleotides. RefSeq lists its product as hypothetical. NCBI's taxonomy places the organism in Eukaryota, Apicomplexa, Conoidasida, Eucoccidiorida, Eimeriidae. Bases 1 to 471 code for a protein of 156 amino acids. The record is from RefSeq and is a predicted model, not a curated record. The transcript is spliced from 2 exons.